AUGCCUACUGAAUUCAUUAGCAUCACUUUCCCCAAUGCCUCGACGGAGCUCGACCCGAUCAUUGGUGCGGGGGUUGAUCCUGAAUUUGUUGUCCGCUAUUCCCGAACACUGGACGACAAUGGCUUCAACUACACCCUGAUCCCGUACGAUUCGGGGUCGUUCGACCCGUUCACGCUCGGUGCAACGGUCCUUGCCGUCACAAAGAACAUCAAGGUUAUCAUCGCCCUGCGGCCAAACACUAUGUACCCCACUGUCGCGGCCAAGAUGCUGGCCACCCUGGACCAGCUGGGCAAGGGCCGUGUGGUUGUCCACUUCAUCGCCGGGGGUAGCGACGCCGAGCAGGCUAGGGAAGGUGACUUCCUGAACAAAGAGCAACGCUACGGCCGGCUGGAGGAGUAUAUCCGCAUCCUGCGGCGGGCGUGGCAGUCUGCAGACCCCUUCGACUGGGAGGGCGAGUAUUUCCAGUUCAAACAAUUCAGCAACCGCGUGCGGCCCGUCAACGGCACCAUCCCCGUCUCGGUCGGUGGCUCGUCAGACGAAGCCUACCGCAUCGGCGGUAGCUUGGCUGACAUCUUCGGGCUCUGGGGUGAACCCCUCAAGGAGACCAAGGAGCAGAUCAGCCGUAUCUACGCCGAGGCCGAUCGUGCCGGACGGGCGCCCAACGACCGUCCCCGCAUCUGGGUGACCUUCCGCCCCAUCAUCGCCGAGACCGAGGAGCUCGCCUGGGCCAAGGCGCAUCGCACCCUUGACCUCCUCAAGGCAAACCGCUCCCAGGGACUCGGCAAGACCCCCGCCAACGCACCCCCGCCCCAGAACGUCGGGUCGCAGCGUCUGCUCGAGAUCGCGGCCCGCGGCGAGGUCCAGGACCGCGCCCUGUGGUACCCUACCGUCACGGCGACGAACGCGCGCGGCGCCUCCACCGCCCUGGUCGGCUCGCCGCAGACAAUCAUCGACUCGCUGCUUGACUAUGUGGACUUGGGCGCCGAGCUGAUCUCCAUCCGCGGGUACGAUAACCUCAACGACGCAAUCGAUUAUGGUCGGUACGUGCUGCCGGGCGUGCGGGAGGCGUUGAAGAAGAGGGAAAAUGGUGCGGCACCUAGCAAUGGACAUGUCGUUCCUGUGGAAGCGGACAAGUCAUGA
Penicilliopsis zonata CBS 506.65 is the source of this 1140-nucleotide messenger RNA. RefSeq lists its product as hypothetical. The transcript has a single exon. Bases 1 to 1140 code for a protein of 379 amino acids. NCBI's taxonomy places the organism in Eukaryota, Fungi, Ascomycota, Eurotiomycetes, Eurotiales, Aspergillaceae. Gene Ontology annotation, molecular function: oxidoreductase activity, acting on paired donors, with incorporation or reduction of molecular oxygen. The record is from RefSeq and is a predicted model, not a curated record.